Messenger RNA from Syzygium oleosum, 2385 nucleotides. RefSeq lists its product as uncharacterized. The transcript has 20 exons. NCBI's taxonomy places the organism in Eukaryota, Viridiplantae, Streptophyta, Magnoliopsida, Myrtales, Myrtaceae. The record is from RefSeq and is a predicted model, not a curated record. Gene Ontology annotation, cellular component: plasma membrane. The coding region runs from base 513 to 2084 and encodes 523 amino acids.
ACGCCCCGUCCUUUGACUAUCGCCCUCUCCUUCUUCGUCUUCGUCUUCGUCUUCGUCGUCUUCGUCCUCCGUAUGAAACCUCCAGCGACCGCAGCAGCAGCAGCAGCAGCAGCAGCAGGACGCCACCGCCGCGGAAAGUCUCGCUUCCACACCACCACGACGCGGAGGCCGCGUCCCCAUCGCGUUCUCUCUCCUCCGCCGUUUCCGCCGCCGCCCCCCUCUCCCUCUCCCUCUCCCUCGCUCUCGAUCAAUCAAUCCAUCAAUCGAUCAAUCGAUCCUUCAAUCGAUCGAGGAUCCGGCUUCAGCUCCCCGCUUGCGUUCGCGCGCCGAUAGCUUCUUACAGCAUUCUGGAGCUCACAGCUAUCAAAAGAAAGUCGAUCAAAUCCUCAGAAGCAACAUAGGGGUGAAGAUUGAAAUGCACUAAGAUGCAAAUUAGGAUUGUUAACAAUGAAAGUUUUUAGCUGUCUUGCUGGCAUAAUUUAUGUUGAAGAGGAUAAAGAAUCGGCAGUGUGAUGUCUGCCAGUAGAAGCUCAAGAAAUGGGCUUAGUGGCAACGGUCUUGGCAGCCAACAAUCUGGUGCUUUAAACAGAGGUGGCCUCGAAAGACAUUCCCACGAAAGGAUUCCCAAUGGAGAUGGCAAGAGUGAUCAUUCACACGACCCAGAGACUAUGGAACUUUAUGCCCGAGCUAGGGCACAAGAAAAGGAGAUCCAGACUCUUCGCGAACAAGUGGCUGCAGCUUGCGUGAAUGAAAUGAAGCUCUUGAGUGAAAAAUAUGCAUUAGAGAAGAAAUUUGCGGACUUAAGACUGGCAAUCGAUGAAAAGCAAAAUGAAGCCACUGCCUAUGCCUCAAACGAACUGGCUCGUAGAAAAGGUGAUCUGGAACAAAAUCUAAAAUUGGCUCAUGAUCUGAAGGAGACAGAGGAUGAAAGAUACAUGUUUGUGUCUUCCUUGCUUGGCUUGUUGUCUCCAUAUGACAUAUGGCCACCAGUCUUGAAUGCCACUGUUAUAUCCACAUACAUUAAGCGUUUGCAUGAUCAAUUAAAUUGGAAGAUUAGAACUUCAGAGGAUAAAAUUAGAGAAGCAGGAAAUGCAGGAGGAAUCAAUAUCGGGAAUGCUUCAGAUGUUAAAGACAAUUAUUGGGCUGGCAUGCCGACAAGACAAGUUCCCCAAAGAUCGAUGGGUGUUUCCGAUCGAGACACAUAUAAAGAUGGAGAUGCUAUGGAGCUAACGAACAAUUUGUCAAAGUUUACGCAUUACAAUCAACCUACCUCUAUGCAGAACUUAGCAUUUGAUCAUGCAAUGAGCCAGCAACCGGGUACUGAUAAUGCAGGAGAGUUCGCAUUUGAUACACACAGGUCUUCAGAUAAAACAAUGAUGGAGGCAGUAUCCCGAACUCCUAACAAUGACGACAAUAUUGCUUCCAGUGCUUCUCAAGGGGGACCGGGUAUAGAAGGUUUUCAGAUUGUUGGUGAAGCUACACCAGGGAACCAACUUCUUGGGUGUGGAUAUCCUGUCCGUGGAACUUCUCUUUGUAUGUUUCAGUGGGUCCGUCAUCUUCCUGAUGGUACUACGCACUACAUUGAAGGCGCGACAAAUCCAGAAUAUGUUGUUACUGCUGAUGACGUUGACAAGAUUAUUGCUGUUGAAUGCAUACCAAUGGAUGACCAAGGCCGUCAGGGGGACAUUGUGAGGCUUUUUGCUAAUGACCAGAAUAAAAUAAAAUGUGACGCAGAUAUGCAGAUGGACAUCAAUAAAUAUCUUUCUAGUGGUCUGGCCAUGUUUAAUAUUCUAAUGCUGGUUGACUCUUCUGAGAAUUGGGAACAAGCUGCCCUAAUUUUGGGACGGUCUAGCUACGAGAUCAAAAUCAUUAGAACAGGAGCGGUACUAAUUGCUGAGAAGUUCUCAAAGCAGUCGUCUAUAAAAGUUCCUUCUGGGCUCUCAACGCAGUUUGUUUUGACUUGUUCAGAUGGAUCGUUCUUUCCUAUAAACACAUACGGCGUCCGAGAACGCGACACUCUUGUGGUGACUAUGAGAACGUUCCAAAGCAAGGCUCUGGACGACAAGAGAAAAGCAAGAGCAUAGACUUAGGGAAGUCGGUCGGUAGUGUCGAUAGUAAAAUUUCCCCCCACUAUAGAAAUUCAGAAACAAUGAUUUAAUGUCGAGGCUUGUCAUUUGAUUUUGAUAAUUUAUGUUAUAAUUUUUUCGUCUUCUACGAGCUGUAAUUUUUUGACCAUAGGCAUAUUACUACACGGCCUGCAUUAAUCGGCGAAUCUCUCCUUGACUGGAACUUCUGUCAUGAGCUCUACUCUACAUGGUCAGGGCUGUCUGAAAUGCCAAUGUCUUGGUUUUAUAUGCCGUAUUCCGAGUAACCGUUCUUCUUCAA